CAGCCUCAAACUACCUUGCAUUUGAGCUGCACCACAAGUUCUCAAUCUCACCGAAAUGGCGAGCAUACGCAGCAGCCUGCAAUUACGAGGUUUCUUCCACGCCUACCCGCUGCCGGUGAUCGGCCCAAGAGUCCUCAGUUUGCGGCAGUCGCGCGCCGAAAUUUUGUAUGGCCGAAUUCGCUGCGCCGCUUCGGAAUCAAGCGAUGGAGGUCAAAAGGUGUCUGCUCGCCUCUCCAUGAUGCAGCAGGUUUUGCAGGAAGCCGAGGAGCGAGCUCGCUACGCCGGCUCCGAGAAGACACCGAAGGUAACCCUAGAUCAUGUCACUGUUAAUUUCGCGAGAAGUGGCGGGCCUGGUGGUCAGAAUGUCAAUAAAGUGAACACUAAGGUCGACAUGCGUUUCAAUGUAAAGAACGCUCAUUGGUUAGGUGAAAGAAUCAGGGAGAAAAUACUCCAAAUGGAAAAGAAUCGUAUUAAUAAGGACGGGGAUCUUGUUAUUUCUUCAACCAAAACAAGAACACAGAAGGGUAAUAUUGAAGAUGCUCUGGCGAAACUGCAGGAAAUUAUUGAUUCUGCAUCUUAUGUCCCACCGCCCCCAUCAGAGGAGCAAAAGAAACGGAUACAAAAACUUGCUGCCAUAGAAGAGCAGAAGAGGAUGCAAACCAAAAGGGCUCUUUCACAGAAGAAGGCAAUUAGGAGGACCAAAGAUAGCUGGGAUUGACUGGAAGGGUAUUUCGUUACUCCAUAAAGUCCACCAAUGGUAGCGAACAGGGGGCGAUUGACGUUGGUUGAUGGUGCCUGACGGCUACGAAGGUUUGGAGUUAUCACCAGUCUUCAAUCAAGAAAAACAGUAGAAAAGAGCUCCUUUAAUCAUUCAUUUCUCAUUCCUUCAACUCAAGAGAGGGGUCCAUUCAUAUAAUUCAACGGAAGGGCAAGAAGGGUCUCCUGCGUCGGGUGAGAAGAAUUCUUAA
This is a messenger RNA of Phalaenopsis equestris, 968 nucleotides long. RefSeq names its product peptidyl-tRNA hydrolase ICT1, mitochondrial. Gene Ontology annotation, molecular function: translation release factor activity. The coding region runs from base 56 to 718 and encodes 220 amino acids. The record is from RefSeq and is a predicted model, not a curated record. Lineage: Eukaryota; Viridiplantae; Streptophyta; Magnoliopsida; Asparagales; Orchidaceae. Gene Ontology annotation, biological process: translational termination. The transcript is spliced from 8 exons.